Molecule: messenger RNA, 1416 nt
Organism: Pochonia chlamydosporia 170
Lineage: Eukaryota; Fungi; Ascomycota; Sordariomycetes; Hypocreales; Clavicipitaceae
Product: ammonium transporter MEP2
Exons: 4
Coding region: 1-1416 (471 amino acids)
Biological process (GO): ammonium transmembrane transport
Cellular component (GO): plasma membrane
Molecular function (GO): ammonium channel activity
Source: RefSeq, a predicted model, not a curated record
AUGGCCGCCGAAUACAAUGGAACGACUGGCACCGCCGAUGCUGGCUAUUCGACUAAUGUGCAGAAUCUCAAUAUCUUCUACGAGACGGGCAACCUGGCCUUCAUGACGAUCUCCUCCGUCCUCGUUCUGCUCAUGAUUCCCGGCGUCGGAUUCUUCUACAGCGGUCUGGCACGAAGAAAGUCGGCUCUUCAGCUCGUCCUCUUAUCUAUGCUUUCUGUGGCUGUCAUCGGAUUUCAGUGGUUCUUCUGGGGAUACUCGUUGACGUUUUCGCGAACGGGCAAUGCCUUCUUCGGCGACCUCUCCCAGUUUGGUCUGAUGAAGACGCUCGCUCAGCCAAAUGGAUCUUCUUUCGUCCCCGACAUUCUCUUCUGUCUCUACCAGGGAAUGUUUGCGGCUAUUACACCAGCCCUUGCCAUUGGAGCCGUCGCCGAUCGAGGCCGUAUGCUCCCUGCCAUCAUCUUCAUCUUCAUCUGGUCCACCGUCGUAUACGACCCCAUCGCCUACUGGACCUGGAACGCAAACGGAUGGCUCUUCAAACUCCCCGCCUACGACUUCGCCGGCGGCGGUCCCGUCCACAUCGCCUCCGGCACCUGCGCCCUCGCCUACAGCGUCAUGCUGGGCAAGCGAAGCGGCUACUCCAAGACCCAGGGCCUCCCCUACCGUCCUCACAGCGUGACAAACGUCGUUCUCGGCACCGUGUUCCUCUGGGUAGGUUGGUUCGGCUUCAACGGCGGUUCUGCCCUGGCCAUGAACCUCCGCGCCGUGAUGGCAUGCUACGUGACCAACCUGGCUGCUUCCUGCGCAGGCAUCACCUGGGUCCUGCUCGACUACCGGCUCGAGAGGAAAUGGAGCACCAUCGGCUUCUGCUCUGGCGCCAUCUCCGGUCUCGUGGCGAUUACCCCUGCCGCAGGCUUCGUUACACCCUGGGGAGCCGUGAUCAUCGGCGUCUGCGGCGGUGUAUGCUGCAACUUUGCCACCAAGCUCAAGUUCCUUACUGGCGUUGACGAUGCCCUCGAUAUCUUUGCUGUUCACGGAAUCGGCGGCAUGGUUGGCAAUAUCCUCACCGGCAUCUUUGGAGCUUCUUACAUUGCUGCCCUCGACGGCAACACCUACUCCCCCAUCGGAUGGAUUGAACACAACUGGGUCCAGCUCGGCUAUCAGCUCGCCGGCAUCUGCGCCGCUUUCGGAUGGUCCUUUGUCUUAACCUGCAUUAUCCUGUUCCUCAUGAACCUCGUCCCGGGUCUUAGUCUCCGUGUGUCAGCUACCGAGGAAGAUGUCGGCAUUGACGACGCUCAGCUUGGUGAAUUCGCAUACGAUUAUGUCGAACUGACCCGUCAUGUGGCAGAUUCAUCGUCCCCUGGAUCUAUGUCAUCCAGCAGCUCUACACAUGAGAAGACUGUUCGGGAGGUGGUCUAA